This is a messenger RNA of Naegleria fowleri, 2310 nucleotides long. RefSeq lists its product as uncharacterized. The coding region runs from base 1 to 2310 and encodes 769 amino acids. The record is from RefSeq and is a predicted model, not a curated record. The transcript has a single exon. Lineage: Eukaryota; Heterolobosea; Eutetramitea; Acrasida; Naegleriidae.
AUGGUGUAUCCGAAACUCAACUCGACCAUUCCAUAUGCUAGUUCCUUUAUGAAUUGGGAUGUUAAUUCGUAUUCGGAUAAAGACUUUCAAUCCAACACUUCCUUGAUUACAACGAUUGGUUCGAGAUCGAUUGUGAUGGUCACGAACUACAUGACUGCCUUUAUUUGGAAAAAUGUCAGUUCCGAAUACAAUGUGAUCAACACCAUGGACUUUGUGGAUUGGUUGAAAAACAUGUCGAAAAGUGGAAAGUUGGCAAAUUUGAAAAUUGGAGUGGAGAGAGGAUAUCGGAAUUUUUUACAAUAUGUUUUGAAGUAUUAUGGACUGUCAGAAGUCAUUCCAAUGGUUUCUACGUUUGUAUUUUAUUCAAGAAAUUGUCGACCAAGACAUGUUUUCGAGGUGAGUUCAAUGAUGAUUCAUGAAUCGAUUGUUUCCAAUCUUAUUUCUUUAUUGUCAACCGUGUUGCUAUUUACCCAAUUUGGAAACUUUUCACAGGACUUUGAUGUCAUCAUUACCCUUCCAACCUUCUUUUUUCAAUACAUUAGAUUCUAUCGCGAUGGCACUGGAAUUCGAAAACCCAUCCUACCCAAUGAUCCAAUCGCAAGUUAUAUCAAUCCUCAAGAUUUCAUUCCCAUUCGAUUAGCUCCAUAUAUUGUUGGCUAUAAUUAUCCAUAUCUUCCUUGGUUUUCCAUUACAAAUUCCUAUUUAGUGGGCCUAACUUCACAUAUGCAAUUUUAUGCCAAUGAGGCAGAUUUGGCCAAUUAUUAUAAUUUUGGAAAUGUCACACAAGAGGAUCUCGAUUUCAUUACCAAUGUCACUGGUUCGACUCCAAAUGUCGAUCGAGAGGCCUUCGAAACCAUGAUUCGAAACACUGAAGCUCGAUUAGGUGUCACUUUAACAGGUGAAUGGACAUUACAAGAUUAUUUGUCAUCUCUGUAUUCAUCGGCCUAUCAUCGAUGUGUUGAUACCAAUUGCAAUGAUUACAAAUUUGAGGAAACAGACUUUUGGAACAUUCCAGUGAUUAUCUUACUUGUCACUUAUUUUGGAUUAUUGUUUGGAACGAAAUCUUUUCUCAAACCAGCCUUAAAAAGAAGAUUAAUCAUACCUUACUUGCCAGUAUUCAUCAUUUUCUUUGAAUUUGGAGCUGGAUCUGAAUAUUUUGCAAAUUCAUGUGCUCCUGCAUUGGGUUACGUUCGAAUGUUUAUUUGCUGUUUUUGGGUCGUGUGCUAUGCUUGUAUGGUCAUUCGAUUUUAUUAUUUGAGAAAUUUGUACAAGAUGCUUUCAAAAGGCGAGAAAGAUAUUGCACGAGUGAAAUGGUUUUCAUCCAACUCUGUAGGAAUAGUGCUCAUGUGUGGCAUUUCAAUUCUCAUUUCAAGUAUAUUCUCCAUUCAAGGAGUGACCAUGUUUUUUGAUAUUUUCAACAAUGAGAAUGACAUCAUUCGUGUGAUUAAUAUCAGUUUUGCUCUCUAUUUAUUAAUUGGAACCUUUGUGGCUGCAACUGUCAUUGCGAUGGAUGUGGUUGUGAAUCGACAAAUGAUGUCACAAAGUGGUGGUUUGAGAAAGUAUCUCUUUUUUGAUGAUCCUUUUUAUGUGAGAUUGGAUUUGAUUUUUUCUUCAUUGAUUUUUGUGACCAUUUUGAUUUUAGUGAUCAUUCAAGGAUCAGUGAGUAAUUUCAAAACAGGAGGUGUGGCACAUUUCAACAGAUUCUUGGUGUUGAUGAUUUAUUUUUGGGCGAUUUUAAUUUGUGGAGGAACAGUGAUUGCUUCAGAACUAAUUUCCUUAUUUAGAAAGAAGAAAUCCAAUACCUCUCUUUUGUCAGAACUUGAAAGAUAUUUGAAAAUUCCAGAAUUUAAAACUCUCUUUGCAGAAUACACUGAAAAGGAACUCUCACUGGAAAAUUAUUUAUGUUUCAAAGAUUUGGAAGUUUUAGAAGCAAAAGGACUUGACAAACCUUUGAAUUUGCAAUUCCUACUUGAAAUGGAACGAGAUUUCAUUCGAGAUAAUGCCAUCUAUGAAUUGAAUUUAUCCUCGGUGGUACGACAUCAAUUCUACAUGUUACUGGAAAAGUGUAAAAAAUGUUCACAGGGCGUCGAACUUGUCGAUGAGAAUCGAAAAGGAAAUUCGAAUUCUCUUCAUUCAACAUUUAUAGCAUCGUCAGAAUCGGAAGUGCCCACCAAUGGAGAUUUAAACAACUUGUUGCGUGAUUCGAUCAUGUCCAACCUCGCAGAUACUCAUUCAAGAUUCAUUGAAACAAGGGAAUUUAGAAAUUGGGUGGAAAUUUAUGAAAUUCAACAAAAGAAUAACAUUUUGUAA